ACCAAUGGUGUUUGCUUUUAUACUAGCAGUAUUUUUGAUCUAGCAUGUACUUAAUUCUGUAAUUGUAUCUCUUCAUUCCAUGUUUAGCACCAUCAUACUUUCUUGCAUAUCACUUUUUGCAUGUAAACUAUAGCUCAAAAUUAAAGCAUGUUUUGAAACUUGGAUAACCUUCAUGAAGCACUCAGAUUUUUAUUUUGUUUUGGUUUAUUGGUGUAUUUUUGUCGUAGGAUUUCCUUCUGCGACGGGGAGUAUAAUAUACGCUAUCCUUCAGAUUGUGAUCACAGGUGUUGGAGCAGCCCUCAUAAAUAGAGCAGGCCGGAAGCCCCUACUUUUGGUAUCUGGAUCAAGAUUGGUUGCAGGAUGUAUAUUUACUGCAGUUGCAUUCUAUCUCAAGGUUCAUGAUGUGGCUGUGGGAGCAGUCCCAGCACUUGCCGUAACCGGCAUAUUGAUAUUUCCUGUCAAUAUUAAAGGGCAGGCAUGAAGCAUAGCAACAUUAGUGAACUGGUUUGGUGCAUGGUUAUGUUCCUAUACUUGAAAUUUAAAUAGAAAGAUUGAGAAAACUGUUAGAAAUUUAAGAUUCAGGCUGAAUUACUUACUGAUUUAUUAUGUGCAGGUUUUCAGGAACUUUCGAGUAUUUAGACCAUUCAAAUCUGUUAUAAAAUUUGCUUAUAAUUAUUGAAAUGUGAAUUCUUUCAAUCAAUUAGAUUAAUUUAGCUUAAAGGAAUUGACUUUAGGUUGUUGUAUUCCUUGAUUCAUCAAUGUGUGAAUGCUGUCAAAGUGUCAUUGUGAAAGAUUCCACAAAUUACUAAUGGUUUAAAGACAGUUAGUAUUAUGAUUCUCUAAGGCAUUUACCAUCAUGUGCUCUACAAAGUUAACUAUUGUACCCAACAACAAACCCUUAAAUGGUCUUACUGGAAGUUUGAAGCAUUACCUUCUGGAAAUAAUUUGACUAAUCGCUAAGAAUUCAAGUGAUGGGCUAGAAUUGGUCCGAGUAUUCCGAUAAUGGUUGUUGAUUUGUUAUUAUUUACUACUUGUCUCUGUGGCUACUGUAAAGAGAAGUGAUAAAGCCAGUUGAUUUUUUACCUUCACUUUCCUGAUUUUUCAUAUCAUGUUUGUGAUGUAAUAGGAAACCCCGCUUUAGAUUGGAACACAAGAAAGAGGAUAGCAAUUGGAGCUGCUCGGGGCCUUCUGUAUCUUCAUGAGUAAUGUGAUCCAAAAAACAUACACAGAGAUGUAAAAGCUGCUAAUGUGCUUCUGGAUAAUGAUUAUGAGGCUAUAGUUGGUGAUUUUGGCCUUGCAAAGCUCCUUGAUCAUGCUGAUUCCCAUGUCACCACUGCUGUACGUGGCACUGUUGGACACAUUGCACCAAAGUACCUCUCGACUGGCCAAUCAUCUGAGAAAACUGAUGUGUUUGGAUUCGGCAUUCUCUUAUUAGAGCUUAUAACUGGAAUGACAACCCUUGAGUUUGGAAAAACCUUGAA
This is a messenger RNA of Medicago truncatula (barrel medic), 1481 nucleotides long. RefSeq names its product sugar transporter ERD6-like 7. Bases 173 to 481 code for a protein of 102 amino acids. The record is from RefSeq and is a predicted model, not a curated record. The transcript is spliced from 5 exons. Gene Ontology annotation, cellular component: membrane. Gene Ontology annotation, biological process: transmembrane transport. Lineage: Eukaryota; Viridiplantae; Streptophyta; Magnoliopsida; Fabales; Fabaceae. Gene Ontology annotation, molecular function: transmembrane transporter activity.